This is a messenger RNA of Trichoderma reesei QM6a, 1185 nucleotides long. RefSeq lists its product as uncharacterized. Bases 1 to 1185 code for a protein of 394 amino acids. Gene Ontology annotation, biological process: regulation of DNA-templated transcription; DNA-templated transcription. The record is from RefSeq and is a predicted model, not a curated record. NCBI's taxonomy places the organism in Eukaryota, Fungi, Ascomycota, Sordariomycetes, Hypocreales, Hypocreaceae. Gene Ontology annotation, molecular function: zinc ion binding; DNA-binding transcription factor activity, RNA polymerase II-specific; DNA binding. The transcript has 2 exons.
AUGGAAACCAAGGCACCCACGCAGCAGAAGAGGGCCAGAAGGAUCGAGGGGCGGGUUGCCAUCGCGUGCAACCAUUGUCGCAAUCAGCAUCUGCGAUGCGACGCCAUCGUGCCGACGUGCUCCAGAUGCCGCAACUUACGAAAGACGUGCGUCUACACGGAUCUGCGGCGUAGUCGCCGGAGGCGUAACAGCGUCGAGAAGCCGACGCCUUCAGGGCAUCGCCGUGAUGCAAUCAAUGCGGCCAGAGACUCUCCGGCACUUAUUCUGCAGAGCCCGGCCUUUGAGGCGGCCCAUUCACCAGUGACGCCGUUUGUAGCGUGCACCCAUGCUCUUCCUCCCGCUGUGUUGGUGGACAGCCACCUACUGACAAGCAGACCGGUCGACGCCUUCUACAAGUUCUUCUUUCCUGGCCAUCCCUUUGUUCUGCCGAGGGAGCAUUUGAUGAGUCGGUCAGAGAGGACUACGGAUGUAAGCUACGGACUCGCCCUGAUCAUUGCCUUCAUUGGCUCGAAAUACACGCACGAUUCACUAUCAAGUGAGUAUAGGCAGGGCGCUGAGCGCGCGUUGAGCGAGCAGCUGGUGCCCAAUGGCUUCAAUGUUCAAGCUCUAAUGCUACUUGCCCUUACCUUGGAAUGGUCGGGUGAGAAUGAGAGAGCGGCGGCAAUCCUGGAACAAGCAAAGGCCUUGGGCCUAGAAGCCGGCAUGCAGAAUCGAAAUUUCGCUGCUGACCACGGCUGCGGGGACAAAGUGCUGGAGGAAAGCUGGCGGAGAACUUGGUGGGAGCUCUAUGUUACCGAUGCACUCUUCGCCGGCAUCCGCCAUUUGCCGACCUUCACACUCUGGCAAGUGGACGCGGAUGUUGAUAUGCCUUGUGAGGAAGAGCAAUACAUUGAAGGAGUGAUUCCCCUGCCACGAACGCUGGCCGAAUAUGAUGAUCGUGGCUUCGACGAAGACGACGUGGGCUUUUCUUCCUACGCGUAUCUUAUUGACACCGCUCGCAUCCUUGGGACAGCCUUGGCCGCAGGUGACAUUGCCAACAAAUCCGCUUAUUCUUUAGUGAAGAGCGCCGAGGCAAACCUCAUGAGCUGGGAGUUGCAUUUACCACGCUCCAAACGCGACCCUGUUCGAUCCGAUGGAACUGUUGAUGAAAUACUCUUCAAAGCCCACAUGGUAUUCAAUACGUGA